UCGAACGUUUCCUUACCGAUCGUCCCAAGUCGAUGACAGCGACACCAUAUAGAAAUCGAAGCACCAAUACUUCUCCUCUCUUUCGUGAUUCUUUUGGUUUUCUUUUCUCUUGGGUUUACAGCGGUGGGAUCCAGUGACGGAGCUAUUCUGGCGGUGGUUAGUCAAUGAGCGCGAGAGUCGUUGGGAGACGAUUACUGCUACUGUCGGGGCUACAUUAUGAGCGCAUUCAAAGUUUCCUACCGUCUCUCCCCUCUUUUUCACGACCUCCUCUUUAUCUCUUCAAGAUCCUCCCCGUUAUCGCUACUCCAAUCUCGCCUCUUCUCAGGCUUAUAGUCAACCUGAGCACUUCAUCAUCAAAAUCAGAUGGACCUUUGACCUCUUCAAUUGUUUCACUGAACGAAUCAGAAAUUCUUUGGUCGUUUGUCUUCUGCUCUAGACAGAUUAUAGAUGAACAGUUCCACAUUUACGCCCUCUAUCAGCAGGUUAAACAGGUGAAGGAAGGGUGCACAGCUUCAGGUUCUGCUGAGGUUGUCAAUGGAUCAAGAUACCUUCAUGGUGCUCGGGUAGGGAUUGUGGCUAAACCUUCUGCUGAGUUUGUUGGGGCAAUCCUUGGUACAUGGCUCCGUGGAGGAGUGGCAGUUCCUCUCGCUAUAAGCUAUCCAGAAUCAGAGCUUUUGCAUGUGAUGAAUGAUUCAGAUGUAUCCAUGAUACUGAGCACUCCAGAGCAUCAAGAAACCAUGGAGAAUGUGGCUGCUAAAUGCUCUGCUAAAGUUUCACUAAUUCCAACGGUCACCAGUAUGCCAUCAAACAAUAUGUUCAGUGAACAUUCAGGGGAAGAAGCUAUUGGUUUGGUUGUUGAGUUGAUAAGGGAAAUUGAGGAUUCAUGCAUGAUUAAAGGAGAUGAUCCUGCUCUGAUUCUUUACACGAGUGGUACAACGGGUAAACCUAAAGGUGUUGUCCACACACACAAGAGCAUAAUUGCUCAGGUCCAAAUUCUGUCUGAGGCUUGGGAAUAUACAAAUAACGAUCAGUUUCUGCAUUGUCUACCCUUGCACCAUGUUCAUGGUCUCUUCAAUGCUUUAUUGGCGCCUCUAUAUGCGGGAUCAGUGGUUGAGUUCAUGCCAAAAUUUAGCGUACGAGGUGUGUGGCAGAGAUGGCGUGAUUCAUACCCUAAAGAUGGAAACAAAGCAGCUGAUGCGAUUACCUUAUUUACAGGAGUUCCAACUAUGUAUACUAGACUGCUGCAAGGAUAUCAAACUAUGGAUUCUGAUCUACAAAAGGCCUGUGCAUCUGCAGCAAAUCAAUUGCGUCUCAUGAUGUGUGGGUCUUCAGCUCUUCCAUUUCCCGUUAUGAAGCAAUGGGAAGAGAUAACAGGUCAUCGCCUUUUAGAACGUUAUGGCAUGACUGAGUUUGUGAUGGCAAUAUCCAAUCCCUUGCAUGGUGUACGAAAAGGAGGCACUGUCGGGAAACCUCUUCCUCGAGUAGAGGUGAAGAUUCUUGCAGAAGAUGGUAGUGAAGUUGGCACAAGGGGAGUGGGAGAGCUUUGUGUUAGAAGUCCCUCUCUGUUCAAGGAAUAUUGGAAACUGCCUAAGGUAACAGAGGAAUCCUUUACUGAUGAUGGAUUCUUCAAGACUGGAGAUACAGUCACAACAGAUGAAGAUGGAUACUACGUAAUUUUGGGGCGUACUAAUGCUGAUAUUAUGAAAGUUGGUGGUUAUAAGCUGUCAGCACUAGAAAUUGAAGCAAUACUUUUAGAGCACAAGGCAGUGUCAGAAUGUUGCAUUCUGGGCUUACUGGAUGAGGAUUAUGGGGAAAUUGUAUGUGCUAUAAUUGCGCCUCAUGCAGAUGCAAGAAGUAGUGCAGAGCAAGAACAAAAGCCAGCAAUAACCCUAGAAGAUCUACGAAGUUGGUCCAAGGAUAAACUAGCUCCAUAUAAGAUCCCGACAAAGUUGUUUCUGUGGGAUUCUCUUCCUCGAAAUGCCAUGGGAAAGGUGAACAAGAAGGAGAUCAAAAAAUUACUGGAACAACAACCAUAAUUUAAGUUACAAAUUAACAGUGGCAUUUAUGGCUGAUCAAAAAAUUAGCAGCCCCAUUAGGUUAGCAAGAUCAUUUUCUUCAAUGAAAUCUUCUUUCCCAUCGAGGCACAAUUUGGAUCGUGGUACUUUUAUCUCUAUUUAUUACAGUGGCUUUAAACGUGUACCCGUCGGUCAUUGGAUUAUGUGACAAGUGGUAAAUGUUGUCUCCAAUCAAGUAUGAUGCAACUGUAGCGAGCAUUGCAAUGGUAGAUUUGAAUGGUGAUGUAAAAGUUCAGUACAACUGUCUCACCAUAGCGUCUGCGUGCCAUUGGUGAUCAGGGUUAAAUUUCUUCAUUGACGGAAAAUGUUGAAUGAUCUUGUCCUGCUUUGAUCCAUGUUUAAUAAAAUUUUGAGAUUCUUGAUCGA
Messenger RNA from Musa acuminata AAA Group (dessert banana), 2441 nucleotides. RefSeq names its product probable CoA ligase CCL8. The record is from RefSeq and is a predicted model, not a curated record. Gene Ontology annotation, molecular function: medium-chain fatty acid-CoA ligase activity. NCBI's taxonomy places the organism in Eukaryota, Viridiplantae, Streptophyta, Magnoliopsida, Zingiberales, Musaceae. The transcript has 17 exons. Gene Ontology annotation, biological process: fatty acid metabolic process. Bases 165 to 2036 code for a protein of 623 amino acids.